UCAUUUUAAAUGUGAAACGGCCCUAACCGUACGGAAAAUUUGUUAACAUUUCAAUAAAUAUUGUUCAAAAAUAGGCCUAAAUAAUAAUCACUCAAGAAAUAGUAAUAAUAUUCUAAAUUAUCUGGAUUAAAAAACUCACUUUCACAACCUGGAAUAUGACACAAUUUCCACGACCUUGAGAAAAUUUGGAGGGUUCCAUGUUCGUAAUAUUCGAGUCCAUGCUUCUUUACCUUCAUCUUCUUCUUCGAGGUUGGCUCCACAUGUUUGGCUGUAGGUUAUCUACAUGAUUAAAUUGAGUCUUGAGUACAUAUAGCUAAUUUAUUUAAUGCUCUCAAAAAUGAUGGCAAUUCAAGCACAAAGUAGUACAAUUGUUGGAAAGAACUUAACUCGAGUCAAUAAAGAACCUUCGAAGGCAAAUGUGGCCCAAGAACCUAAACCUAAACAACCGAAAGUUGAUGGGAAGGAGAAAACUAAUGGAUUGCGUGUGCCAGGUUCAAAUUGGGAGAAGUAUAAGAUGCUGCUGGCGGAAUCGAAGGCAAUGAAGAAGGAACCUCUGGAAUCGACGAUUGUCACAUCCCCGAGGAAACGUCACAGGCCUAGGAAACGUCCCGGUCCUAAUAAACAGACUAAUUUAUCCGAGGAUUCUCAGGCCGAAGUCCAGCUAAAAGCUCUGAAAGAGAUUCAUAAUGCGCAAAAAACAGAUCCAAUUUUAACCAAACAAAUAGCCAUGGACUGUGAAAUGGUGGGAAUUGGCGACGGCAACGAAAGCAUGUUAGCUCGAAUCUCCAUUGUCAAUAAAUAUGGGGUUUGUCUUUACGACAAAUACGUGAAACCCACCGAGGAAGUAAAGGAUUAUAGAUCAGCCGUUAGUGGAAUUUAUCCUCAUCACUUGAAAGAGGCCGAGGAAUUCAAAACGGUGCAAAAGGAAGUCGCGGAAAUGCUGAAGGGACGUCUUCUGGUUGGUCACGCUCUCAAAAACGACCUUGAAGUCCUCUACCUCUCGCAUCCAAGAUACUCGCAGCGAGAUACCUCGCGCUACAAGCCAUUCCGAAAAAUCGUCAAUGGAAAUACUCCGAGUUUGAAAAAACUCGCCCAUGAAUUGUUGGGCGUGAAAAUUCAAAUGGGCGAGCACAGUUCGGUGGAAGACGCGCGAUCUGCAAUGCAGCUCUACAUGCUCUACAGGAAUAAAUGGGAGCAGGAGAUUAGGACGAAAAGACGAUGAUUUUUGUUUCUAGUAUAUAAAUUCGCAUUUUUUCAGGUAAAUUAAUAUUUUGUAUCUUUGUUCUGGUUUAGUCCAGGCUCGAGUUUCGUUUUCUUAGGGAAGUGUUUCGAACUCUUAAAAUUGAUGAAACGUAUAUUUUGAAUACAGGGUGUCUACUCACCUGGAAUAUCUAGAAAAACCUGGGAAUUUUUUCGAGAACGUUGCUGAAAUUUCGGCUAAUUCGUAAUGUAAAAUUAAAUAACUAUUUUUCUUCUUUCUGUUAAAGUAGCCUUAUAUUACUGGAUUUAAUUAUUUUUGUGGUUGACGAGUCAUUUUGGGCUGAAAAUUAGUCUUUUUCGGUUGAAAAUUCAACUAUUUUGAUAGAAACUAAUUUACUUGGAUGAAAAUUGAUAUUUUCCGUUCGAAAAUUCCACUAUUUGAUUGAAAAAUAGAUUUUCUUUUGUAAUCAUAUUUUUAGGGUUUAAUAUUCAAGCGUUUCGUACAAAAUUCGUAUUUUUGACUUAAUAAAACUACAAUUUGGUUGAAAUUUUUUCUACUUUUUUGUCGUUAUUUCGUCUUGGGUUAAAAAAUUCAUAAUUUUUAGUGGAAUUUUUAAUUGUUUGGG
This is a messenger RNA of Belonocnema kinseyi, 1826 nucleotides long. RefSeq names its product RNA exonuclease 4. Gene Ontology annotation, cellular component: nucleus. NCBI's taxonomy places the organism in Eukaryota, Metazoa, Arthropoda, Insecta, Hymenoptera, Cynipidae. Gene Ontology annotation, molecular function: nucleic acid binding; 3'-5' exonuclease activity. The coding region runs from base 326 to 1222 and encodes 298 amino acids. Gene Ontology annotation, biological process: rRNA processing. The record is from RefSeq and is a predicted model, not a curated record. The transcript has 3 exons.